AUGCAGAUGCCCAAGACAGCUCUCGCAACGCUCUUAGGAACGGCGAUCGUUCUCGCCAACCUACCACUCACGCACUCGCAUCGCGACGGCCAUCACCACGAGCAAGUCCAACUGCCUCUUGAGGAAUUCGCUCAGCCGAGCUCGUCAGGCUCGCAGACAUGGCUGGAGAAGUACGGCAAGCAGAUUGACCAAGUCUUCUCCGGCCCAUUGUCGUUCUCCCAUCUUCCAUACUCGCGCUGCCUAGAGGAUGAAAAUGCGCAGUUUGACAUCGCGCUUCUCGGUAUGCCGUUUGAUACCGCGGUGACCUACCGGCCGGGUGCCCGUUUUGGACCGUACGCCAUCCGCUCAGGGAGCAGGCGACAACGCGAGAGCCGUGGCUAUACUCUCUCCUGGAAGAGCAACCCUUAUGAACUUGGCUCAAGGAUCAUCGACUGUGGGGACGUUCCCGUGAAUCCGUUCGACAACGCCCUGGCCAUAGACCAGAUGGAGGUUGCAUACUCCACCCUUCUGGGGCGAACACCGGCCAGUGAAGGCUCUGUCAUGUCAAUCACUCAACAUUUCGCCAAGGAUGGCAAGCAGCAUCCUCGCAUCGUGAGUUUGGGCGGUGACCACACUAUCGUACUUCCUAUCUUGCGGUCCCUCAACAAAGUAUACGGCCCGGUGUCGGUCAUCCACUUCGACGCCCACCUGGACACAUGGCCGUCAUACCCAGGUCCCACGUCAGAACAGUCUCGGGUCACGCAUGGGACCUUCUUCUACCUUGCAAGGGAGGAAGGGUUAAUGACCAACACUAGCAUCCAUGCUGGUAUCCGGUGCAAGCUCUCCGGCGUGGCGGACUUGGAGAAUGACGCAUCCGUCGGCUUCCAGCUGAUCUCGACCGAUGACAUAGACGAUUACGGCGUUGCUGAAAUCAUCAAGCGCGUUCGUGAGCGCGUCGGGGACUCUCCUGUCUACCUCAGCCUUGAUAUCGAUGUCAUAGACCCCGGUCUAGCACCUGCGACCGGGACACCGGAAGCAGGAGGCUGGACGACUCGCGAGGUGAAGCGAAUCAUCCGCGGCCUUGCCGGUCUCAAUUUCGUAGGCGCAGACAUCGUAGAAGUGGCUCCAGCGUACGACAACGCUGAGAUUACGGGCAUCGCUGCCGCGGACAUCGUGCAUGACUUCUUGUCCAUGCUGCUGUCCUCCAAGCCGCCUGCGCCGCACAGCCUAUUUGCGCCUGCCAAGGACGAGUUCUGA
Dichomitus squalens LYAD-421 SS1 is the source of this 1236-nucleotide messenger RNA. RefSeq names its product Arginase/deacetylase. NCBI's taxonomy places the organism in Eukaryota, Fungi, Basidiomycota, Agaricomycetes, Polyporales, Polyporaceae. Bases 1 to 1236 code for a protein of 411 amino acids. The transcript has 8 exons. Gene Ontology annotation, molecular function: agmatinase activity; metal ion binding. The record is from RefSeq and is a predicted model, not a curated record.